UUGCCUACCCUACCACGCCCUCACACGCGGCCGCCACCCUCUCGUCCCACCCGAAAGCAAGACAAGAGGUAGAAGACGACGACCCCGAGAUGCGCCACCUCGGGGCGUCCCCGAGCUCGCCUUCUAGGGUCCGACCCUGCGCCGCGGCACCAUCACCCCCCGCCCGUCUCCAGCCGCGAGUCACCUUCCCUGCCGCUAGCAUGGUGCACGCGCGUGCAGCCGCGGGGGCGACGCGGGCAUCGCCUCCACACCACAGGCUUGAGGCAGUGAAACGUGACCAUGAAACGAUACUGGAAAGGCUUGCAGUGGUUACUGGUGGAAACAGAGGAAUUGGCCUGGAGGUAUGCCGGCAGCUUGCUGUGCACGGUGUAACGGUCAUUCUUACAGCAAGGAAUGAGAAGAGAGGAAAAGAUGCAGUCGAAUACCUUCGCCAUGAAUGUAACCUCUCAAGGGUUAUCUACCAUCCUCUCGAUAUCUUAGAUGGUGAUAGUGUUGCCUUGUUAGCUAAACAUAUUGAGAGCAGAUAUGGGAAGCUUGACAUCUUGGUGAACAAUGCAGGUGUUGGAGGAGUUGUUGUAGACCAGGAUGCCCUGAGAGCUCUCAACAUUGAUCCUGACACAUGGCUAUCGGGUAAAGCCGCCACCCUGCUGGAACGUGUGGUCGUUCAAACCUAUGAUGAAGCAGUAAAAUGUCUGAAUACCAACUACUACGGAAUCAAAUGGGUGACAGAAGGUCUCCUCCCUUUGCUCAAACGAUCCACAUCAGGAGCAAGGAUUGUGAACACCACCUCCCUUCGGUCUGAGCUGAAGAGAAUGCCGAACGAGAAGCUGCGUGAGGAGCUGCGCGACGCCAAUGCCUGGGACGAAAAGCAGAUCGAAGCCAUGCUGGACGAGUUCCUUGAGGCCCUGAAACACGGGCGGCUUGAGGAGGAGGGGUGGCCGACGAUGCUGCCGGCGUACAGCAUGUCCAAGAUGGUGGUGAACCUCUACACCCGGAUCCUGGCGCGGCGUCACCGGGAGAUGCGCAUCAACUGCGUGCACCCGGGCUUCGUCAAGACGGAGAUCAACUGGAACACUGGCGUCAUCCCGCCGGAGGAAGGCGCCAGGGGUGCCGUCAAGCUGGCGCUGCUCCCGGACGACGGCCCGACCGGGUGCUACUACGAUCAGACAGAACUGGGGGUUGCUUGGUGACCGACGACCGAGAGAGACCUUUCGGUGCUGUGGGCUUGUUCGUCCUUCCCGCAGAGAAGUGGCCGCCUGAGCUUUUCUUCUGGGCGUAGCGCCCAUGGUCUGCUUUGAUUCCUGGCCGUCCGCUAGACCGUGUGAGACGAUCGAUUCAGCUUAAGUUUUGUUUUGCCCUACACGACUGCUCGUAACAAUUUUUUGCCGUGAAGUGCAGCACAUUGUCCAUUAAAAACUUGGUUAUACCACGCACUGUACUGGGGAGGCAGACAGGCCGUAAUAAGAUGCUUUGAGCCUGUCACAUAUCCGAUACAGCUGGUAGCUGUUUCAGUUGUUGAACAGGCCCUGAAACGAUUGCAGCAUGUAUCUUCUUCUUCUUUUCUUA
Panicum hallii is the source of this 1566-nucleotide messenger RNA. RefSeq names its product short-chain dehydrogenase/reductase 2b-like. NCBI's taxonomy places the organism in Eukaryota, Viridiplantae, Streptophyta, Magnoliopsida, Poales, Poaceae. The record is from RefSeq and is a predicted model, not a curated record. The transcript is spliced from 6 exons. Bases 90 to 1190 code for a protein of 366 amino acids. Gene Ontology annotation, cellular component: membrane.